ACACAACCAUCAACGGCUAUUUUACUGGCCAUACCAUGUGAACCAUCGCAACGGUCACAUUUUAUUUCUCCACGCUCCCAAUCUCUCAUCCUAUAAAUUUCCCAACACCAACGUUCCUCAAAGGACACACAAACACGACUUCCAACAUUGUUGUAACUAUUUUCCGACAUUCAUCCUCGUACUUUCCAAAUCAUCUAAACCUCCAAAAAUGACUAGGUUUCUUUCACUCUUAGUACUUUCUAUGUUGUUCACAACAUCCUCGGUUUUGGUUUGUGCAGACAAUGCUCCGGCUUCUUCUCCUAAGUCGUCAUCAGUUUCGCAGUCGCCGGCGAAACCACCGUCUUCGGUUUCCGUUCCUCCGGUACAGUCUCCCACGGCUUCUAAAGCAGCAUCCCCUGCAAAGUCUCCAACUUUAUCUCCGCCUUCACAAACUCCGGCAGUUUCUCCAUCUGGGUCUACCUCUACCCCACCGCCGGCGAAAUCUCCGACUGCUCAGCCACCGUCUUCGGUUACCCCGGCUAUCAGCCCAUCCACCAAUGUGUCUUCCCCACCGGUUCAAUCCCCGUCCACUCCUCCGCCAACUGCAGCGGUGGCUCCGGUAACUAGUCCUGUCGGGUCCCCAACCGUUUCUUCUCCACCAGAGGCUUCUUCGGGGGGUAUCCCUUCAAGUUCGGCUACUCCGGCUGAUUCACCGGCGACACUUCCGUCUAGCAAAUCGCCGCCUGGAACUGCUCCGUCGAGUUCUUCACCGGAGACUUCUACACCGGGUCCUAUCGGAGAUGAUUCGGGUUCAUGGUCAAUUUCCGGGGCUCCGAUUGUUUUGUGCGGGUUGGCUCUUUGGGUUGCCUUGUCUUUCUGAGGCAUUUUUUGUAAUUUUAUUUGAUUCUCUUUUUGCUUAGCUUUUAAUUUUUUAAUUAUUCUUAUUUGUGUAUCACUUUAUUGAUGGAUAAAUAAUUUAUUGUUAGUUUUGUCUUUCUUCAGCAA
Messenger RNA from Vicia villosa (hairy vetch), 984 nucleotides. RefSeq names its product arabinogalactan protein 1-like. NCBI's taxonomy places the organism in Eukaryota, Viridiplantae, Streptophyta, Magnoliopsida, Fabales, Fabaceae. The transcript has a single exon. The coding region runs from base 209 to 859 and encodes 216 amino acids. The record is from RefSeq and is a predicted model, not a curated record.